AUGAUCUCCACCACAACGAAGACAGCGCCCGUCAAGUUGAAGGCGGUCGACGAUGAGCGCAUGAGGGUCGACGGCACUGAUGUAAAGUUUGGCGACUGGAGGGAUGACUUGGCUAGAGAUGGCUACGCCGUUAUCAAGGGUGCGAUUCCGAAGGAGAGGGCCGACAAGUAUGCAGAUCAGAUGUACAGUUGGCUGGAGGGCUUCAACCUCGGCUUCGACCGCAACGACUUGUCGACAGUGCACAAAGACAAGCUUCCGCUGAUUACCGAGAAGGGCAUGUGCCUGCAGUAUGCCGUAACCCACGAGGACUUCGCUUGGGCCAUUCGAGGAGAGCCAGGUGUCAUUGGAGCAUUUGAGAAAGUAUACAACACAAAAGACCUGAUCGUUUCGUUCGAUGCGAUCAACUUCACAUUGCCGUACGUAGAUCGCUCGGAUCUUGCGUCGAAUAAGCCAUGGCCUCAUCAAGAUCAGGACCCUUCGAAGCCUGGGUUCAGAUGCUUGCAGGGCUUAGUGAACUUGCUCCCUAAUGGGCCAGAUGACGGCGGUCUCAUCGUGUGUCCUGGCGGUCAUUUGCUGUCUGAUGAGUUCCAUAAAGACAUGGCUGAUGAGGAGCGUAUUCCAGCCUGGACACCGGAAUGGUACGGCUACACCGAGAAUGGCAUGAAGUGGCUUGAGAACAAGGGCCUCAAGUGGAUGAAGGUGUGCGCAGACCCUGGUGAUCUGCUUGUGUGGGACUCCCGCACCCCACACUACAACCUGAGCUCCAAGACCAACCAGCCUCGUUUCGCAGCUUACACAUGCUACAUGCCCGUAGCAGAUGCAACUCAGGAGGAUUUGCUGAGGAAGAAGGACGCGUACGAGCGGUGGGUUGGCACGACGCAUUGGCCCAACGCCAGGCACACAGGCUCGAACAUCGCGAAAAGAGACGGAGUAGAUGACCCACACAACCGCAUGGAGCCGGUGAACAAGCCGGUCAUGGACGAGAGGACAUUCAAGCUGACUGGUAUUCCAUACAUCAACGCUUUAGCCUGA
Molecule: messenger RNA, 1032 nt
Organism: Macroventuria anomochaeta
Lineage: Eukaryota; Fungi; Ascomycota; Dothideomycetes; Pleosporales; Didymellaceae
Exons: 3
Coding region: 1-1032 (343 amino acids)
Source: RefSeq, a predicted model, not a curated record